GCGAGCAUAUCAGAAGUCUUUUUACAUGUAAUGACUUCUCCAACACUUGUAUCCAAUCUUCAGUCCACCAUUAAAAACACAAGCAAAACACUAGUCAAUUUAAAACGUGAUAUAAAGCCGCAAUCAAGAAAGAAGCUACAUAAUUUGAUUUUAUCGUUGACUAAAAAUCUUCUCUGUCAACUAAGUGCAUUUUUUAUAUGGCGUCAAGUUAAUAUCUCAGUAAAUCCUCAAUUAAUUGGGAAUAGUAAUUUUUAUCCAAUGGUGUAUCGAAUGAAUCAUUUAGUUAUCUGACUAAUAAACAGCUUUAUCAUACCAAAAAUGGACGCCCUAAAGCUAUGCUCAUAACGGAUGAUGUUGAUGGCGAAUUUUUCAAUGAUCGUCAACAGUCUGAACAGAAAAAAGAAGUGAAAAGUUCCAUCGAUUGUUUAGAUGCUAUAGUCGUUGGGCUUAUCGCUAUACACAAUCCUCCACCACGUAAAACAAUUGGAGCCUAUAAUUCAAAUGUAAUCAGUAACAAUACAACUGUUAAUUCAUCUUUAUCUAGUUCAUCAUCUCCUAAUCAAACCAAUCCUAAUACAUCGUCAACAAGAACAGAUGGCUAUUAUUGUGUACGUCUUGGUUUAGUGUACGCUGGACGACCACUAAGCAAGGUAUAUCCCAGUGCAUUGACUACUCAUCAUGACAAUAUAAAUGAUAAUCAUUAUAGAUCAUCACCUUAUAAAAAUCACGCGAAGGAAAUUUCUUGGACUAGCAAUCAUUUAUCACGUGACAGUCAAAAUAAAUGCACUAGAGAUUAUUUCAUCAGUGAUCCUGGUCGUUAUCAGACAAUUCAAUCCGGUUUUCCUAAAGUUUUACAAUUUGACCAGUGGUUUAAAUUUCCAAGUUUCACUAUUAGUCAACUUCCACGAGAAGCAAUGUUAGCUAUUAGUUUAUUUUGGUGUAAGAAAUUGAAUACGGACAAUUCUGAUGUUGACGGGACGUUAAUCGGUUGGGUGAAUUUACCUUUAUUCGAUAUAAAUGGUCGAUUAAAGCAAAACACAAUCAUUGUUGGUCUUUGGCCACCAUCUGAAUUAAUGCAUGAAUAUCGGCCUACAUGGUCCCAAUCAAAUAGUUCACCAGGAUGUCCAGUUGUACAGCUUUGUUUUCCUGAAUAUCAAUAUGAAAUUGAAUUCCCAGUCAUUAUCCAAUCAGAAAGUGAAUUGGAGAACUCUAAUGAAAUACAAGGUUCAUCGUUUCAUUCACUUUGUUCCAAUGCAAAACAGUCGAUAAAUGAAGCUAAAUCUGCUAUUUUCAUGCAAAUAUUAAAUCCAGAAUUAUCAUUUAAAUCUGUUGAUGGAUGUUUAAUGGCUUAUAGUGCAGCAUCAUCAUCAGUGCAUCUAUCUAAACGACAAGAACGUGUCCCAAUCCCUGUCUUACAUUUAGCUGUACUCAAUUCUAUGAAUUCAUCUUUUAAUCAGUACAACGGAAAUGUGAUUGGGAAUAGUAGUUGUAACAGUGGUAUCAGCGGUAGUGUUAGUGGAUCAAGUGGCCAUCUUGGCAACAACUCUAAUUCCAGUAAUAAUAAUAAUAAUCAUAAUAAUAAUAACACUAAUAGUUGCAAUAGUAGUAAUAAUAGUAUUAGUAAUAAUUUAACAACAUGUAAUAUCAAUUCAGUCGCUUGUUAUCUACCAUGUCCACCUGCAAUCGCUAUUGAAGUUUUAUGGAAUUUACGUUAUUCUAUAUGUGAUAUACCUGAUGCUAUGAUUGCAUUUGUUAUCAGUUGUCUAGUUAGUUGGCCACAAGCAACAAGACAGAAUUUAAAAAGUUAUACAGAUAAAUGGUGUUGGCAGAAAUUACUGAAAGAAAUAUACAGUCUUUUAGCAGUCACUCCAGUACCUUAUCCUGGUCUCAUUCUACGUCUACUUUCAUCGGAUGUUGCAGAUCAAGGUAUACGUCAUUGGGCUACUAGAGCAUUGUCAUUACUGUCAUCAGAUAAUCUUCUUUUAUAUCUUCCUCAAAUAAUUGAGGCUGUAAACCAUGAUUUAUACCUUGAUUAUUCUGGUUUAGUAAGUUUACUCUUAUAUAGAGCUGCAUUUUCAAUGCGAUUCGCCAAUUCUUUAUAUUGGUAUCUUUAUCCAAUGCUACAUCAUCCUCAACCAUUAUCUGAAUGGAAAUUACAACGUUUUCGUUUUAUUCAAGCCGCUCUAUAUUGGAAUGCAAAUUCUAGACUACAUGCUAUGUGGAAACGUCAAGAGGAAAUGAUUAAUCAUUUGUCUGUAACUGCAACAAAAGUCAAACAGGCUCGACCAAACGCUUCAGUUCGUGAAAAUAUUCUUUAUACGCAUCUAAAACGGUUUAUGUCUGAACUUUCUAAAAGCUACCAUGAUAUAUCGUCAUCAUCAUCGCACAUUGAAACAACAGAUAAAAACAUUUCAAUGUUACGAUCCAAUUCUUGGGCAGAUGAUCAGUUGAUCAGUGAUUUCUCCAAACUAGAUUCAGAAUGGUCAAGAAACAAAUCUGCCGAUAAUAUUCUAAGUGAAUAUCAACUAUCUCAAUAUGAUCUUGGUUUGAGAAUGCCAUAUAACCCUGGACUAAUAACUCAUAGACUUGACAUUACUGCUUGUUCUUACUUUACAUCAUUCACUUGUCCAUUGAGACUUGUAUUUCAUGCAUUGGAUGCCGGUACUGAACCAUUUAUGGUUAUGUUUAAGGUUGGUGAUGAUUUACGCCUGGAUAGUUUAAUCUGUCAGCUGACUUUUCUUAUGGAUCGAAUAUGGUUAGAUGCUGGAUUAGAUUUACGCAUGAUUCAUUUUCGUAUUCUGCCAACCGAAGAACAAAAAGGUUUUAUUGAAUUGGUUUCAGAAUGUAGUACACUUCGACAGAUUCAACAACAAGGUGGUGGUUUAACUGGACCUUUCAAAGAAGGUGUUAUCACGAAAUGGUUGCAAUCACAAAAUAUUACUGAAUUGGAUUAUAAACGAGCUUUAGAUAAUUUUCUACGUUCAUUAGCUGGAUGCUGUGUAGCAACGUAUAUACUCGGUGUCGGUGAUCGGCAUAAUGACAAUAUUAUGAUACGUUAUUCUGGCCAUGUAUUUCAUGUUGAUUUUUCUAAGGUAUUUGGAAAUAGCCAGACAUUUGCUGGUAUUAAAAGAGAUCGUGUACCUUUCGUGUUGACACAAGAUAUGUUACACGUGUUAAAUACCUAUUCUAAAGAUGUAACAAAUUUACCGUAUGGUGUAAAUAAUUCAUCGGGAUUUGGUUAUACACCAGGUCAUGGGUCUAGUCAUUCACAACAAGGUGUACAAAUCUUUAUUGACAGAUGUUGUGAAGCUUAUAAUUUACUAAGACAUCGUUCAUAUCAACUGAUUUCAUUGCUUGAAUUAAGUUUAUCAAUGAAUAUACCAGGAUUGAAUCGUGACUGUAUUCGAUUUGUUUUAAGAGCACUACGAUUAGAAUUGAAUGAUCAAGAAGCGAGUCAAUAUUUUACUGAAUUAGUUCGUAAGACUUUACACUCAAAAUCUUCUAGUCUGAACUUUUUUGUACAUGGAUUGGCUCAAGUUAAACAAGCUUCUCAUGGUGGAGGUGUUUCUGGCACAAAUACAAAUGCAUCUGACAUUAAUUCCCCUCCAAUCAUUAACAAUCAAUUUGAUAAUCAUUGGAAUACAGAUAAUAUGAAUAGUAACAAUAAUAAAAGAGUUAACAACAAUAAUUCAAACAUUAGUGGUAAAUUGGUUAAUGAUUCAAAGACUCGAUCCCCUCCGACUAUAAGUAAUUCCCUUUCAAAUUACAAUGGAACUGGACAAAUAUUUAGUUUUAACCCGAAACGCUUCACAAAUGACUCAGAUGGAACUAUUGAUGCGAUUGUGGUGGAAAUUGCGGUGAAAAAGAAAACCGAUGAUAAACAUUCCGAUUAUUACUUCCCAAUGAAUGUUUGGCGGGAAAAUUGUCGAGUUCCAACUAGAGUUUAUCGUCGUGUUUCAGAUUUAGAAGAAUUAGAAACGCGAUUGCAAGAACGUUUUCCAAAUUCAGCUGUUACUAAAACUGUGUCGCAUAUCAUGAAUGCUUUAAAUUCAAUAAGUAUCAGUUCCAUACGAUCUCAAGAUCAUGUGCAAUCUUUAACAGACAGCUUACUUUCAGAUGAUGAUAUUGUGUCCAAAAGUGCAAUCGUAUAUACUUUUUUUCACAGUGUAUUGUUCGAUGAAAGAUUUACUGCUGAAGACAUGCCAUCACAAGUACAUCCCCGGAUCGAAUGAGCCACCAGAUGUGUAUAUAAAAGUUUAUUUACUUUCUGGCCGACGUCGUAAAACAACUAAACAUAAAACAAACAUUGUUCGACGCUCUAGCUUUCCAUCAUUCAAUAUCACAUUUUCCUAUGACCUCAUUCCAAAUGAUAUACAGUGUGGUUUUAUUGAAGUUUCUGCUUGGCAUUCUGUUCAUAUUGGUGAAAAUAUACCAUUUGGACAAAUCUACAUUCAACUGAAAUCAAUUCGUCCAGGACAUGUAUACUCAAACUGGUAUAUACUAUGCUCAGAUCCAGCGUGUUUAAGUUAAUUCCUUUACGGAUAAAAUACUAAGCCUUACAUUCUGCCCACCGCUUUCAAUUUAUUUAUUCUUAAUACACAUAAACUAGUUCCGUCGUUGGAACGAAGUAUACAUCCUAAACUUCUUAUUUCUACUCCAUUACCUACGAAUUUAAUUUGUGACUCGUUUAUUCCAACUACACAUGUAUUAUUUAUGCAUUAAGAUCAUUCCAGCUAUUUAAUUGUCUUCUCACUAUUAUAUUUUUAUUGCUUCAAUGAAAUUCCCUACACUAACAAAUCCCAUAUUAUAGAUCCACUGAACAAUCAGCCAUCUCAUCUAUUGACACGCGGAACGAAGCAGUGUGACUUCUUACGGAGCUGCUUAACAUAUCGAAAACUUUAAAAUCCCUCUUUUUUCAAAUGAGUAGAAUACAUACAUCUAUACUUAUACUUAUGUAGUCACCUGUUUUUAGAUAGAAAAUAAAGUAAGCUUCCGUAAUCAUUCUCUCUUACUCAUAUGCUCACAUUUCGGCAUGUUAUAGAUUCUAUUGUAUUCUUCUCAUUUCUUUCCAUUACCAAGAAGCAGUCAGAAAUAAUAAAAAAACUAAUCUGACUUGUAAGCAACGCUUGCAUUUCCUUUGUCCUAUUUCGAUAAACCUCUAUUGUGUAAUAAUUUUAUUUUCAUGUAUUGUUUUACAAUGGUCAAAAUCGACGUGUCGGAAUACUUCUUUUGUAUGAUAUGAGUCUAAUAAAUAAAAUGGAAUUUGUAUUUGUGCUUGUAAUCACUGGAGUAUACAUAUACACUAAUGUACUGUUGAUUUCCUUUUAUAUUGAUCUUUUUUUAUUGUUGUGAUUGUUUUCUCUUAUGAUUUGUGUAUACUUGGUUGUGUAAAAUAAUGUCUUUCCUGUAUGUAUAUAGAAUAAUAACUGUUUAUUAUAGUCUACAUAAUAUUUUUUAAUAUUUUUGAAAUGAUUUUUAAUGUGAUUAAUAUCCAUAUACUCAUUCGUUUCUUCCUUUUUUGGUAAAGAUUUUUAUUAUGAAAAUGAAUAAAGUGAUUGUAUUUAUAAACU
Molecule: messenger RNA, 5570 nt
Organism: Schistosoma mattheei
Lineage: Eukaryota; Metazoa; Platyhelminthes; Trematoda; Strigeidida; Schistosomatidae
Source: the annotation of a GenBank genome assembly